CCGGCAAUGCAAAUAACGCGUGUGCGUGUGUGUCUCUGGGUUACCGUGUGGUGAUUGGUGCGCCGAUCACCGCAUAGUAAUAUCACUGUCAUCGUUUAUAGGUUAAAUAUUACAGGUAUUAGUAGAACAUUGGCAGGACAGUUAAAAAAAAAAAAAAAAAAGAGUCGAGUCUAUGUACAGGUUGUUAUAAUUGUCUCCUCGGCCCGGCGGUGGGUGGUGCCAACCAUCACUCGGCGGUUGAUUAUGAGGAGGAGCUAGCUGCAGAUGUUGACUGCUUGUGGACUAAAGCUAGCUUAUGCGACCGUGAAGCACGGCACGUGUGUUACUGCUUUCUUCACUGGAAAAAAAAGAAGAAAAAAAGAAAAAAAAAAGACGGAACGAAGAUUAGUCCAACAGAGAAGUACUCUUCUGCUUCAACAAUGGCUGUUUGAGACAGGCAGAGUCGUAGCCCUCCAGUGACACUCCCACCUCCCUUUCUCUUUUGCUUGUUCCACGCUACGCCUAUGAGCUCGCCCAGUAUUUAAUCGUCUUGUUCUUUCACCUCAUCUCAGUUUCUGGUGCUGCCAGGAAUCAGUCUGUCCUCUUUAUAACUCCCCUGUCACCUGAGUUGAAGCUGAGGGCUGUAAAUCCUUCAGAAUGGUUGCUGAGGUAGACACAGCAUCUCAGGGAAGUGGUGUGCGGCUGAAGCAGGAGAUUUCUCUCCUCCAUGGGGUCUGUCUCAUCGUUGGAAAUAUGAUCGGCUCUGGCAUCUUCGUCUCUCCUAAGGGGGUUCUGAUGUACACGGGCUCAUUUGGCCUGUCCCUGGUAGUAUGGGCCAUUGGAGGGAUAUUUUCUGUGUUUGGAGCAUUAUGCUAUGCUGAGCUGGGAACCACAAUCCGUAAAUCUGGAGCUUCCUACGCCUACAUCCUGGAGGCCUUUGGAGGCUUCUUGGCUUUUAUUCGCCUGUGGACGUCAUUGUUGAUAGUAGAGCCAGCCUGUCAGGCAGUGAUAGCCCUGACCUUUUCCAACUACCUGGUCCAGCCUUUCUACCCCACCUGUUCUGCCCCCUAUGAAGCCGUCCGUCUCAUCGCUGCCGUCAUCAUAUGUCUGUUGACUUGUGUGAACUGUAUGAAAGUGAAAUGGGGUGCUAUUCUUCAGGUCAUCUCCACUGUAGCCAAGGUCAUGGCUCUCAUCGUCAUCAUCAUUACUGGUCUGGUGAAGUUGGCACAAGGUUUUGACCAGAACUUCAAGAACUCAUUCAAAGGGUCCAAGUUGGACCCUGGUGACAUGGCCCUAGCCCUUUAUUCAGCACUCUACUCCUACUCAGGCUGGGACACGCUCAACUUUAUCACAGAGGAGAUCAAGAACCCACAGAGGAAUCUGCCCUUAUCCAUCGCUAUUUCCAUGCCCAUUGUCACAGUGAUCUACAUCUUGACCAACGUAGCCUAUUACGUCGUCAUGGAUGCAGAUAAAGUGCUCAACAGUGAAGCUGUUGCCGUGACAUUUGCAGAUGAGGUGCUGGGCUGGGCUCGCUGGCUGAUCCCUCUGUCUGUGGCCAUUUCCUGCUACGGAGGCCUCAACUCCUCCAUCAUUGCUGCUUCCAGGUUGUUUUUUGUUGGUUCCAGAGAAGGCCACCUACCUAAUAUCCUGUGCAUGAUCCACAUUCAGCGUUUCACUCCAAUUCCUGCCCUGCUUUUCAAUGGUGCCAUGUCUCUGUUCUACCUGUCCGUGCCUGAUGUUUUCCAGUUGAUCAACUACUUCAGUUUUAACUACUGGUUGUUUAUCGGCCUGUCAAUAGCCAGCCAGAUCUACCUUCGUUUCAAAGCCCCUGAUCUACACCGACCUGUUAAGCUGUCUUUGUUCUUCCCAAUCGUUUACUGCUUGUGCAGCAUAUUCCUGGUGGUGGUGCCCCUCUACAGCGACACCAUCAACUCUCUGGUAGGAAUUGCAGUGGCUUUGUCUGGGGCACCAGUCUACUACUUUUGCAUCCACUUGCCACCCAGCUCCAGACCUGCCUUCCUCGGAAAAAUACUCAAUAAGAUCUCUCUUUACACCCAAAAACUGUGCAUGUGUUGUGUGACCUCGCCUGAUAUUGAUCUCGACAACAUAGACCCAGAAAAGAUGGAAUGACAGAGCAACAAAGGACUCCAAAAUACAGAGUAUGGAGAGAUGCCAAGAUGAUGAAUAAAUAAUUGAAGCUGCAGACAAUCAGGAUUUUGAUGAGUAAGGCUUGAUUGAUUUAAAGGAAGAGGAGAAACAGAACAAAUGAGUUCAACACACCUCUAUUCCUCUUCCUCCUCCUCCUCUCAAACGUGAGCCCUAUGAAUAAUGGAACAGGAUUUUACUUAGAAUGAAUUUAAUUUUUGUACAUGAUAACCUUCCAACAAAUAGCACUGUACAGAUUAACUCUUGUUCACAUUCACAUGGUGUUAGAUGAUGCUGUGUCGGUUGUGCAAUUCCCUCCACACGUGCCCAUACACUGCAACUCACAAAAGCACACAGGCGAGCUGAAAGCCUUAGGGUGACACUAAAAACGUAUGGAAAUAAACAGCCUGGUCCAGAAUGAGUUGACUCAGCAGAGAGAUGAUUUAUUCAUAAACAGGACAGAGUUACAGACGAUACACAAGUGGGGUUCAAAAACGUCCUGUUACAUGUCUCAUGUGUUGUAUCAUGACUCUCAUGUUGAUGAAUUGAACUGAAGCUUGUGACCCCUCGUCACAUGGUUCAAAAUGUCAGCAGAUCAGUUUUCCUUGUUUGAGCACUUUCAGGGCCCUUAUCAUAAAAUCAGAUCAUAAAAUAACUCAUUAACUCACGAGCAAAAAAACCUCAAAUAGGAAACAGAAAAGGGGUUGGGAACCAUGGUUUUAAAGAAUUAUUAAAAAGGUGUGGACCUCAAGCUUGUGAUGGUCUUGAUAGGUUUGCAUUAAGAUCAGAUCUGUAAUUUACGUGUGUGUGUGUUUGUGUGUGUGUGUGUGUGUGUGUGUGUGUGUGUGUGUGGGGUUGGGGGUGUGGGUGUGGGUGGGUGGUGCUAAUCUUUUUAUGUACAAGUUUAAACAUCAAUGGUAUGCAGUCGGUAUGACAGCCGGAAAAUAAGUCCAGAGAGCGCUAUGAACAGUGACAAUUUUGCACAUAUUCUGUUUUGUUGUAAAACUACCUUGUUUAUAGAACGUUUAAUUCUGCUCUAUUACUGAACUGAAGGACCAAAUGAUCAGGUGUAGAGGUUUUGCAAAAAUUGGCUAGUUAAGGAGAAAGAGAUUAUUUACAAAGUGCUGUUGUUUCCUGCAGUUUGUUUAAGCUUGUUGUAAUGUGUCCGUUGACUCUUAGGGGUUUUAUUUAAGGAGUGAUAAUCUUAUAUGAUGAUAAAUGUGUCACCACGUAUAUCCUGUAUUUAUUCCACCUAAGUAAACCAUGUGAAAUGUUUUCUUGUUUCAGCCAAAUUCUUUGUUUGCAUCUUAAGGGCUAUAUUUGAUUUCUGGUGCCUCCUAGUGGUAGCUAAUAUUAACUUCCAUGGUCGAGUGACAAGUUUUUUUGUGUCAGUCAAGAGUUGAUCUAUAACUUGUGUGUUUUUUGUUUAUUCUGUUUCUGUCAUUUGCCACCUCAUUCUCUAUUUUCAUACAUUUACAAACACACAUUUGAGAGUAAUGUGUCUCAAGUGUCACUGAUAUCAAAAAAGGUUUUAAAAGUUUAAACUCAUAUACUGUUGUGACUGUUUCUAGAUUAAGCAAAUGUACCUGAUGAAGACUCCUCCAGGUUAUGAUUUUUUUCAGAAUGGGGUCUUUGUAGAUGAAAGCCUCAGGAUCAACCAUGCUGAUGUGCACAAAUCAUCAUCUUUGCUGAUAUUUAUUAUCUUUUUUUUUUUUUACCCACUUUGUCUUAAGAGUUUGUAUUGGAGGCAGGAUAUUUAAAGAAAUAUUGCCUUUUUGAAUAGAUCACCAACUUGGACCCCAUUUAUUCACGGUGCAUAACCAAAGGUCUUACAAAGCCUGAGAGUCAAACCAUCUAUGUGCUCACAGAGUAGUGAGCCUGUAGCAACGUAUCUCUGAUCUUUAGUGUGAGAAUGAUAACUGUAUGAUGUUGAACUACAGGUAGAAACAAGUCAAACUUUGAUUUUUGUGUUGUACUGUAGUCCUCAUUAACUGUACGUGCCUUCUGUGAAUAUGGUCUGCUUUUGAUAUUGUAAUGUAGCCUUUGCGUACAGUGUCUUGAUCACAAUCAUACUGACACACAUUGCUGUAAGGUUUGCCAAAAGUUCUUCAGGUUGUCGUCAUCUGUUGAUCGCCCCCCCGGGAGAUGUUGUAGUUGAGUUCUGUUAACUGACAGCUGGAAAUAAUAGGGCCUUAGCUUGAACCCUAUUUAGUGUCUUUACUUGAGCACUUCCACAACUCCAGCCAGAACAGGCACACAGAUAUUUGUUUAAUGUUAAUUUCUCUGGGGUAAACAUCAUCAUUUAAACCAAACUAGUCAAUCGUCAUAUAUCUGCGCUAAAGAAUAUUCUCCAUUUAUUUCCAUAUACGGUCAUAUUACUGUUAAAUACUAAGAAAACACAGGACUUGAAUGUUAGUGUAACACAAAUCUGUUGUGUUCCAUUAGGUACCAAAUGUCUGUGUUCUGGUUGGGUUGUGUUUGUUGACAAAGUUGUGUUCUGUGUAUUUGUAGAAUUGUGUCUGAGGUGCUUGCUUUGUUCACUGUUUUUAUUUAUUAUGUUUUGGACAUGGACAGCACGAAUGGAAAGCUUUUGAGUGGAGGAAGUCCUUUGUCCAAGCUGAGGCAGCAGUGUGCUGUGUGUUUUUAUCUAAAUAAAGGCAAGUGCAGAAUGUGCAUUGUAAACACU
This is a messenger RNA of Xiphias gladius (swordfish), 4810 nucleotides long. RefSeq lists its product as uncharacterized. Gene Ontology annotation, biological process: amino acid transmembrane transport. Lineage: Eukaryota; Metazoa; Chordata; Actinopteri; Istiophoriformes; Xiphiidae. The transcript is spliced from 12 exons. The record is from RefSeq and is a predicted model, not a curated record. Bases 637 to 2109 code for a protein of 490 amino acids. Gene Ontology annotation, molecular function: basic amino acid transmembrane transporter activity; L-amino acid transmembrane transporter activity. Gene Ontology annotation, cellular component: membrane.